Trichoderma asperellum CBS 433.97 is the source of this 2127-nucleotide messenger RNA. RefSeq lists its product as uncharacterized. The record is from RefSeq and is a predicted model, not a curated record. Lineage: Eukaryota; Fungi; Ascomycota; Sordariomycetes; Hypocreales; Hypocreaceae.
AUGUCGAGCUCUUUGAUUGGAGUUUAUUCGACUUCCCUCGAUACCCCGAUUCUUUCAUCAACGGCCAUUCGCAACGCCAGUUCUAUUGCCAUCAAGCCUUCCGAUGUCCCCCUUUCUUCAUCUACCAGUGCCUUUCCCGUCGACUCAACACAGAAGCCUUUGACAUCGAGCGGUGCUGCCAUAGAAGCAGUCCCUAAUACAGCCACAACUUCAUCUCUUCGAACCCCUACCACUACGGCCUCAGAAAUGACGACAAAAGAGACUAUUGUGAAUUCUCCAACAGCAACUCUUUCCGGUGGAAGCUUGGCAGCUGAUGGCGAGACACCUACAUCCUCACUCCCUGUAACAACAAGCAGCACAAGCCAAGCAGCAUCAUUAACUCCAUCAACAUCUCUUAUUCCAACGAGUUCUUCGGUAACCACCCAAGCCUCAUCAUCGGCAGAAAAGAUCUUUCCACAGCUUUCCUCAACGGCCGAUGUCUCGCCUAGUGUUAUUCCUACAGCUACCCUUUCUACUCAGGUACCUUCUAUCACGACAUCGCAAAGCCAGAAUCAGAUUCCUACCCCCAAAUCUUCUACUUCUCAAGCUCCCGCGGCACCUGAAACUGAAGCUAUCUUUCCAACUUCACCCCUAACAUCACCCAAACAGCCCUCACCCACCAUUCAUUCUCAAUCAAUUUCCCCAGCAGCUCAACCUACCGACAAUUCGGUCCAAGGGCCACAACUUUUCAGUGCCGCGGAGGUGGCUCAGCCUUCCGAGCCUUUGUCAUCUUCUUCUUCUACUUCUAUUCCCAAAGCUUCUUCCACAGCAUCAAUACAGGGGAGCAAUGAUUUUUCGGCUCAGGAGGUCAGUCAGCCGACAAAUGUAGCUGCGCCUGCAGCUGGAGGAAACGCAGUAUCAAAUUCGCCGGCUUCGACACCAACCCCAGCGGCCAACCCUGCGCCCCCUGCUGUCCCAGUCUCUGUGGCCUCCGCGCCCUCCUCCAUAUCAACUUCUGUACCGGCUUCUAUAGCUAUUGCUGCACCGAUUUCUACAUCACUUUCCGCGUCCACCGGGGUAGCAGGCGGCUCCAUACCAAGCGGAACACAAUCCAAUGCCAUUACACACGCCACAUCCCUAAUAUCAGAUUCGACAGAUGGCAUCGGGGCUCUUCCAACAGCUACCAAUACAUCUCCAAGCGACUUGAGUGGAAGCGGCAUAUUGGGAGGUAGCCAGCCUACUGGGCAGACAAUAGCAGACCCCGUUAGCCCAAGCACAAAUCCAUCAACUGCCACUAUUGUUGGCGGCACUGUGGGUGGUAUAGCUGCUGCCGCUUUUCUUGUUGUUUUGUUGUGGCUCUUGAGAAGAAAAUUGGCGAGUCGCAAAUCGCAAGGGUCAAGCAAAGGGGGCUCCGUCAAGCCAAUGGCACAAAAACUUGGGAUUGCGACAACCCUGGAUGCUGUCAAGCAGAACUUUGGUGGGAAAACAGGCCAUCGCAACGUCAAUAUGAACAGAGGGAACUCUCAGUUCCUCGAAACUGUCACAGUUGAACCGAUGAAAACGCCAACCUAUGUUAAAUCCCAAAACUCUGCUGCAGUCGCAAAAAAACCAUCAAAACCACGUAAGCUAGGUCUUAGCUUUGACCAUGGCAAGCUGUUCAACCCAUUUUCAGACGCCAAUGCUUUGAUGUCCGGCAAGAUACCACCGCCCUCCAGCUCCAUCUUAGCAAAUCCGUUUACCGACGACAACAUGGUUUUGCCCCCUCCGGUCUCUGCUGCGAACCGCCGCCGCUCGAGAGGCCGAUCACUUGGUGGCAUCAAAAGCUUCCAGGCUCCUGCGGUCCCUCCUCGACCACACUCUGUGCACCGGGAGUCACUGCAGAGCAACGACUCAUUUGCGCAACGUCGUGAUAAAUUCCGGUCUGAUCCUUUUGACUUGGAGCUGGAGAGUCGACUGGUCCCUCAAAGAAACGGGGUGCCUAGCCGAGCUAGCUCUGUGUAUAGCAAUAACCAGAGCCCGCAGGAUAGCCGUGACAGCUAUACAUCCAGAUAUAUCAGCGGCUCUAGUCUUGGCGACUGGGCCAAUGGCAACCCCGCUGCUGGCGCAGGGGGGGCAACGGGAAGGCGAGAUAGCCCUACACUCUCAUGA